GCACAGGAAAGGCAUACAUUUCCUAAAUCUGAAUUGGCCACAGAAGUAAAAAAUAAAAUAAAAAAUAAACAUUCUAUUGUAAUUGAUUUCAUAAUGUAGUUUCACGCCUCUUAUUGUAGAGUGGGUGGAGACUGAGUUGAGCCAUAUCAACCGACGUAAUGGAAGUUGCAUCCUAAGACAAACCAUCAAACAUGUAUUUCAUCGAGUUUGUUUCACCCCCCGUCGCCAUACCGCUUUCAGACUGUGAACCUUGCAUGACGCGAGUGCGUUGGUUGGAGACUGAAGAACCGCACACCCUACACGGAAACAGUGAAGCGCGCCCAGAAUUCGGUGCCCAAUAUAGUAUAUCCUGUUUAGAAUAAAAUCAAGACAUUUCUGGGAGAUCACAUUACUUGCCUUUAUAAACGAAGUGGACUGUUAUAACCAUCUUCUGGAUAAGGACUAUAGCUUCUGCCCAGCUGGCUUGGGUAUUGUACUGACUGACAGCCAGUGCAUUUUCACCCAUCCUCAAGAUGCAUAUGAAUAGCUUAUUAAAUCAAUGGACAGACAUCACUCCCCACUCCAGGAUGUGUGACUGUGACGUGGACGUGUCCUCGGAGCCCACCAGCCCCACGCUCUACGGCGAGUCCUCUGACAAAUACUACCAUGUGGACCGCUGGCAGAAGCUCCGCACCGCCGUCCGCAAGCUGGAGUUCUGGGAGAACUUCACCGCCGAGCUCAUCGGGAGCGGCUUCUUUUCCAAAGUCUACAAGGUGAUUCACAGUACGACCCGUAAGGUGAUGGUGGUGAAAAUAUAUAAGAACGACGUGGACCAGGAUAGCAUCGUGCGUGAGAUUAGUCUACUGCAGAAACUCUCCCAUCCCAACAUAGUCAGGUAUCUGGGGAUCUGUGUGAAAGAAGAUAAACUCUACCCCAUAUUAGAGUAUGUGAGUGGGGGCUGUCUGGAAGAGCUGUUAGCCAGGAAGGAUGUGUCUCUGUGCUGGAGGGAGAAGGUGGACCUGGCCUGUGACAUCACCAGGGGAAUGAUCUACCUGCACUACAAGAACAUCUAUCACAGGGACCUCAACUCCAAGAACUGUCUGAUCCGUGUGACAGCGCGGGGCAGGGAGGCCCUGGUCACAGACUUUGGCCUGGCCAGAGAGGUGGUGGAGUUGCCGGUUAAAGACCCAGAGAGGAAGCUCUCCCUGGUGGGAUCUGCCUUCUGGAUGGCCCCGGAGAUGCUUCGCGGGGAACCCUAUGACCGGAAGGUGGACGUAUUCUCCUUUGGGAUUGUACUCUGUGAAAUACUGGCAAGGAUCCCUGCAGACCCGGAGAUUCUACCAAGAACGCAGGACUACGGCCUGGAUGUGAGUGCGUUUAGGGAGCUGGCGAGCGGGUGUCCUCAGCGCGUGUUGGAGCUGGCAGCCAGCUGCUGUCUGAUGGAGUCCUUCAGGAGACCGGCAUUCAUAGAGUUGCUGGAUGAACUGGGGGAGAUCGCUGAGACUCUUGAGCCGCCCCCUAACCCGUCCCCUAACUCAGAGCAGACCACUGGGUGAGCAGCCUGGGCUGGCCUGGUCUGGCCGACGCCCCCGCCCACCCAUCCAUCUGGAGGAAGUUCUGUACUUAUAUAUGGGCUGAAUCCCAAAUGGCACUCUGUUCCUUGUAUAGUGUACUACUUUUGACCAGGUGCCCUUUAGAGAAUAGGGUGCCAUUUGGGACACAACAAUAAACAGCUGCACAGGGCCAGGGGACAGAGAUCCUCAGGAUGACCUCUCUAUAGGGGCUGACCUCUAUGUCUGUGCCUACCUACACUGCACCUACAAAUGUGUCUGUGGGUGGAUCCACAACUUUCAAAUUUAAGACUGGUGGAUUGAUGAAUGGAAAAUACUCUAUGUGUCUUCUUGAAGAGAGGGUCUCUUUGGAAGCUGGACGGCUUUACUUAACCAGUUCACACACUUUGUGUGCAGUUGAAUAUCUUACCUAGGGGGAUAGCAGUUGGGCAUAAUUUUGUUUAGCGGCAUAUCUCACCAUAUUUCAACGUUCUUUCCUUAAAUUCAUCUAAUAUUUCUACUUUUAGUUUUAGUUUGUGUUGUUGUUUAUGACAGUAUUUUGUGUUGAUGAUACAGACAUUAAUCUGUUGAUGCCUUUCCUUCCCCCGUUGUUUUCUAUUGUCUAUCUUGCUCUAGUUUCUAUUGUUUAUUCAACUCUACCUAAAUGACCAGGCGCUAGAGAGACGUCAUGUUCAAUACUCCAUGUCACCUCUUUUCAGAAGUGAAAUUGCCUCUCUCAGUUCAGUUAGCUGCGCUGUGAGUAGAGAUGUUGUUGUUCACAACCUACAAGGAGCUCAACAAAGACAUCGCCACGGCCCCGAUUCUGACCUGCUGACGUCAGUUCAGCUAGCUAGCACAAUGCAGACGGCAGGCUGAUGCCUGUGGGUGGGUACACAAUAUAACAGAGUUUGAUUCGUAACCUCACACCUCAGCUUGAAAUGUCUCUACGCGUGAUAUCAAAUUGGGUACCUUUUCUUAUUGGCUAUUGUUAAGCAAACACAGUGACACUUUACAUACAAUGGAUAGGUCUAACAUUAGCUACAGUACAGUAAUACUCAAUUCAUUGUCCCUGAGCUCACUCUACCUGGCCGAAGAUCUUAUUUCAAUAGAUUUGUAUUUUAUGUUCUUAUAAACAAUGUAACACUUUUUUGUCCUCAGCAUGUUUAAUCAUCUGUCCUAUUUAUUUAUUUGUCCACUUUUUUUGCAAUGUACAUGUGCACAUUUAUAUUCAGGUAUCUACAGUAUCCGGUACUGCUUUUGACAUCCAAUAUCCAAUCUGAUAUUUAUUCUCAAUGAAUAACAUGUGGCUGUAAAUCUUGCCCGUAGUUGCCUGUAGUUUUUAACCGAAAUGUAAAAAGUGCUGACACGUAGGAAAGUCAGCCAAUAACAACUGUCUGUGAGAACCUUCCAACGGAGUCAAUGCUCUUGCCAAGUGACCAGUAUUUACCAGUGAGUGUGUGUUCAUCUCAAUCAGAUGUUUCAAGUAUCAUUUGAAGAGUAGAGACAUAUUUUAUUUGCUUUUUGUUGUUGUAAAACAGUAUAUUUUUAGAGCUAUUUUUCUUUUUGCAUAUUAAAUGGUAGCCCAAAUUGAACAAUCUAGACAUUCCUUUUUUGAAUUUUAGGUUUUUAACAUAUGAUUAAAUAUCCCCCUCCUCCCCCAGUCUGGUAGGUCUUUGUGAUAUUCUAUGAAGGAAGUUCUUACUUUAUUUGGACUUUGUGUACCAUUACUCUGAAAAGCUAAAUACAUUUGUAAGAAAUGAAAAAUAGGCGCUUAAAGAAAAAAAAGUCAUAUUUGAAACAUUCACAUGUAUUUUACAAAUGAAUUGCUUCUUUCAAUAAAAGUUUUUUUCUAGAACAGGG
This is a messenger RNA of Oncorhynchus kisutch (coho salmon), 3389 nucleotides long. RefSeq names its product dual specificity testis-specific protein kinase 2-like. NCBI's taxonomy places the organism in Eukaryota, Metazoa, Chordata, Actinopteri, Salmoniformes, Salmonidae. Gene Ontology annotation, molecular function: ATP binding; protein serine/threonine kinase activity. The transcript is spliced from 10 exons. Gene Ontology annotation, biological process: actin cytoskeleton organization; protein phosphorylation. Gene Ontology annotation, cellular component: cytoplasm; nucleus. The record is from RefSeq and is a predicted model, not a curated record. The coding region runs from base 513 to 1535 and encodes 340 amino acids.